Messenger RNA from Drosophila melanogaster (fruit fly), 1295 nucleotides. It is a transcript of the gene cuff, whose product is annotated as cutoff. Lineage: Eukaryota; Metazoa; Arthropoda; Insecta; Diptera; Drosophilidae. The transcript is spliced from 4 exons. Bases 45 to 1199 code for a protein of 384 amino acids. The record is from RefSeq and is marked reviewed. Gene Ontology annotation, cellular component: cytoplasm; chromosome; nucleus.
GUCUUCCGUCUUCACCACAAAAUCUUACCAAAGUCGUUUUUAAGAUGAAUUCUAAUUACACAAUAUUAAACAUCCGGGCUCACUCCUGGGCCGAGAAGGACAAUUUGGUAUUUCCAACUAUUACCAAGCCCGUUUCGAAUGGCUGGUUCGCCUGGUCGCCAAUCGGGCAAUUCGAACCAAAUUCUCAAAAAGUGCCCUACGUCGUGGUGCCGCCAAGCAUCAAAUUUCCCAUUUCUCUUCGGUACAAAGAUUCACCGCCGAAGCUGGAAAAGAAGCCCAACAUUUUUCUGGACAACAUGCUCCAGUAUAUAGAAUCUUCGUCGUACAUGUACGUUAUGGUAAGAAACAACCAGCAGGCACAGCUAAAUGCCAAUAUAGUGUGCACCAGCGAAGUCCUGGAGCUGAUGAUGUGUGCUCCCUACGAAAAGAAGACUGGAUGGUCAUUGGGUGUCACCCGGUAUCGCAACACAAUGUACAUUUGCCGCAUUGAUGUUGAACAACCCGACCCCAUUGAUCAGGACAAUCUGAAGAGGGCCAUGCAAGAAUUUUGGCUUAGGAAUCUUCGAACCCAUUGUGUUUUUGAAAACGGCAUUAAGAUGCACCAGCACAAUCAAUCUUCUGAAGAACAUUUACGCUUUCAUGGUGUAUUUUCCUUUGAUUUGAAUGGUAAUCGAGUUCUAUUUGAUUCUCCAGUACUAGCCGAGAUGCCAAGCACAACAUUGAAUGGGUCUGCUCUAAGCUGGGUAGACCUGCAGAUACGCCCUAUGUUCAUGAGUCGACUGGAUUGGCCAGAGCACAAUCGCACAGAGGCCCUUAAGUGGUGGGUCAAGUGUUUUCUGUUGGGAAUCGAAAGCCUCUAUAUAGCCCGCCGCGAUGAAAACGCCCAUGUGCACAACAUUGAAAAGACUUUGGUGCGGGAUUUAUGGAAGUCUUGCGAAAAAGAUUGGUCGCCCACAGUGUGCGCCAACUUCAUGAUUUACCUACUCAAUUGUAUUUCCCAAGUUAUGGCGCCGAUCGACUGCCCCAGCACCGUUUACCUUUUUCAGUUCGACGCGAGCCAAGGAACAGUAUCAUACAAGGGCUUGCGAGGGCGCAAUCAGUACACGUUCGUUUCGGACUGGUUCCGGAUGAUGCUGGACGAUCACACGAACGAUAUGUGUAAGACACCGAAUUUGCAAACCAUGUCUUCUAUAGUUUAACAAUAACAAUGAGAACUGGCAAAGAAAUAUGAAUACCGAAAUAGCAGAACAAAAGUGGUUAACUAAUUAAAUGAAGAUUUAAGUUUAUUGCGACAU